Ustilago hordei is the source of this 393-nucleotide messenger RNA. RefSeq lists its product as uncharacterized. The transcript has 2 exons. Bases 1 to 393 code for a protein of 130 amino acids. NCBI's taxonomy places the organism in Eukaryota, Fungi, Basidiomycota, Ustilaginomycetes, Ustilaginales, Ustilaginaceae. Gene Ontology annotation, biological process: pyruvate import into mitochondria. The record is from RefSeq and is a predicted model, not a curated record. Gene Ontology annotation, cellular component: mitochondrial inner membrane. Gene Ontology annotation, molecular function: pyruvate transmembrane transporter activity.
AUGGCUUCAGCAGCAGGCUCCCGCUUCCAAUCAUUUAUGAACCACCCUGCUGGGCCCAAGACUGUAGUGUUCUUCUGGGCCCCCCUAAUGAAGUGGUGCUUGGUAGCAGCAGGAUUGAAAGACCUUUCUCGACCAGCCGACAAGAUCUCUGUCUCCCAAAACGUCGCUUUGGCAGCAACCGGAAUGAUCUGGGUUCGAUACUCUCUCGUUAUCACCCCGGUAAACUACUCUCUCGCUGCGGUCAACUUCUUCGUUGGUUGUUCCGGAUUGGCGCAGCUGUAUAGGGUUUGGGAUUUCAGGAAACAACAUCCUGUUCAAGCUGCUGUGGCGGAUAAGGCACAUGAAGUGGGAAGUAAGGUCAGCAAUGAAGCUCUGCCUAUGACUACCAAGUAA